CGAUAUUUUAAAUUUAUACCAAUUUUAAACUUCCAAUUUGGCGGCUGAUUUUGAAGAAACUCCCUCCAAAACCACUCAAAUCCAAUUUGGCGAAGCAGAAAGUCAAUUUACGCUUCAACUUCUUGUGUGGGAACUACCCUAUUUCCAAUCUAAGCAAAUAGGUGACUGCAGGAAAUUUUGAUCAGUGCUUGACCCGUUUGAAUUGUAAGAAAUGUACGGGAAGAAAGGGAGCGAAUUAGUUCAAGAAUUUGCAGAGAGUGAACCUGGGCAGCUUGCGGCUUUUAAUACUGACCUAUUUACACAAGUAGUUGAAGAAUGUAACAGCCAUUUUCUUCACCUGAACUCUUUGGUGAGGAAAAUGAACUCAAAAACUCCCGCUGAAAGUUCAAAUGCAAACCGACCAACUCAAAAUGAUGGAAUUUCAAACAACGAAUCACCUGAUGAAAAUGAGCCACCUGAGGCUGAUACAAGUGCAAAUGCUGAGCUACCCAAAGAUGAUAAUUACCAUGGGCUGCUUAUCCAUCAUCAGUCUCUCAUUCGCAACAAACGCUGUCUGAUGGCUUAUGUAUAUAAUCGAGCAGAAGUCAUUCGAAGAUUGGGGUGGACCCUUGAGCGAGUCCUCCCAGAAGAAAUUGAAGAGAAGCUAAGUACCUCAGAGAAAGAAUAUUUUAAGAAUCAUGCUGCAACUAUCCAAUCGUACAUGUCAGCACUUGAUCUUGAUCUAGGGGUGGAUAUGGUGCCUCCAAAAGAUCCCUAUAUCAAAGUGAGGGUCCUCGAUGACAUUGGUAAUGUUGUCCUGAGCGACCAAUUAGCGAACCUUGCUCGUCAUGCAAUUCUUUUCAUUAGACGAACUGAUGCAGAGCAGUACAUUUCUCAGGGUUUAAUGGAAGAACUCACAAGUUGAUUCCAAGUAUUAUGUUACAAGCUGAUUCUGAUUAUGCAUUGCUUCUAACAAAACCAGCAGCGGUAGGGCGACUGCUAUCUGGAGGUUGAAGGUGAAUGUUAGCUAAUUCAAAGACGAGCAAUCAAGUUUGAGAAGGCAUUGGAGAAUUGAAGGGAAUUGUUGAUUCAUAAUCAUCCAUGCGUCUGAUAUAAAAGAGGGUUUUUGAUUUUAAGUGGCAUCUAAACCAGAAUAUUGUAAUUUAGACUUCAACAUAGUUGAUAAAUUCACAAAUAUGUGGGAAAAUACUCUGUUCUCAGAACCAAUCAUGUGUCUCAAUUAUCAUCUGAAUACACCUAUAACAUGUAAACAAGUUAGAAUCUUAA
This is a messenger RNA of Nicotiana tabacum (common tobacco), 1266 nucleotides long. RefSeq lists its product as uncharacterized. The record is from RefSeq and is a predicted model, not a curated record. Lineage: Eukaryota; Viridiplantae; Streptophyta; Magnoliopsida; Solanales; Solanaceae. Gene Ontology annotation, cellular component: GINS complex. Gene Ontology annotation, biological process: DNA strand elongation involved in mitotic DNA replication; DNA replication.